CCACUGGCGCUGCAGUCGAGUCGCUAACCUGUCAGCAAAAUUUUCCAAGAUAAAAAAUACCUCAAAUUAAUUCAAUUAAAAUAUGCCCUAAUUAGGCAAUUAAAUUAAAUCCUGUGGAUUCCAAUCAGUAGUAUAAUCUCUAAAUUAUCGUGCUACACUGUGAAAAGUGAUUCACUACGGGUGAAAGUAUGGUAGAAAGGUGAUUAAAAUCUGUGACUAUCAUGUUUACACUUUUGCACGGUUUUUAUAAAUAUCUCAAGCAAAAGGACGAAUAUUGUGUAUUAAUUUUAGGACUAGACAAUGCUGGAAAGACAACUUACCUGGAGGGAGCUAAAACGAAAUUCACGAAAAACUACAAAGGGAUGAAUCCCAGUAAAAUAACCACAACUGUGGGAUUAAAUAUUGGCCAAAUUGACAUUCAGGGAAUACGUUUGAGCUUCUGGGAUCUGGGAGGGCAAGAAGAAUUGCAAUCACUCUGGGAUAAGUAUUAUCAGGAAUCACAUGCAGUGAUCUAUAUUAUAGACUCCCACGACAGGGAUAGAAUGAAUGAGUCACAGGAAGUCUUUGAUAAAAUGAUUUCAAAUGACCAUCUGUCGGGAGUGCCACUCCUCCUUCUGGCCAACAAACAGGACCUGCCAGAUUGCAUGGGAGUGCGGGAGAUCAAGCCAGUUUUCCAGCACACGGGGCACUUAAUUGGGCGCCGAGAUUGUCUCGUAAUGCCCGUUUCGGCUUUAACUGGGGAAGGUGUUGACGAUGGCAUAAAGUGGCUGGUGGACGCCAUCAAGCGGAACAGUGUUGUGAGACCAGCCCGAAGCACUGAUUAAUUUAUAAAUACAAAAUAAUUAUCUCAUUGUUUUCCAUUCAUUCGCCUCUCCUUUUUGUACAGAUGAAAAAAAAAGAAAUUGAUGAAAGAAAAUGAAAAAUAUAAAUGAUGUUCUGUUGGUAAAA
This is a messenger RNA of Phlebotomus papatasi, 948 nucleotides long. RefSeq names its product ADP-ribosylation factor-related protein 1 (gene Arfrp1). NCBI's taxonomy places the organism in Eukaryota, Metazoa, Arthropoda, Insecta, Diptera, Psychodidae. Bases 222 to 824 code for a protein of 200 amino acids. Gene Ontology annotation, cellular component: Golgi apparatus. The transcript has 5 exons. The record is from RefSeq and is a predicted model, not a curated record. Gene Ontology annotation, molecular function: GTPase activity; GTP binding. Gene Ontology annotation, biological process: intracellular protein transport; Golgi to plasma membrane protein transport; protein localization to organelle.